UCAUUUUCUAUAUCUUUGCAAGUCAACAUUUAUUUUACAGCGUCGAGAAUUUCUUACAAAAAUUAAAAAUAAAACAUGGCCAACAACCAAGGCCCAUUUCCAGUUGCAGUACCAGAUGCAGAGUUCAACCAGAAAGUGUCCAACUGUAUCCUCGAAGAGAUAAAUCGGCUGAUCCUGUGGCGCAAUUGGAAAAAAUCGGUGCUUGUAUUUGUGGUCCUUCAGAUUUUAAUCUUCGAUUUUGCCAAUGAGUCGGCUAUAAGAGUAUUUUGCAUAUGGAUUCUGUUUGGACUAUUACUAACGAUCGGCUAUCGCGUCUAUGUGCGGUGCCUUCAGUGCAUAAAUAAGACCCAUAUCCAGGGAAAUCCCUACCAGAAAUAUCUGGACAUGGACAUCAAUAUUUCCGAGGAGGCAGUAAGGCAGCUGGUGUUAUUAGUGCCAUCAAAAACCUUUGGGUUUCUCAUUCAGCUUAAAUCUGUUGUCUUUGUGACGAAUUUUUGGAAAACCCUUAAGUGGAUGGUAGUUUUUAGUGGAAUGUGCCUUAUUGGCGAGUUUAUUUACAUCAGCACUUUAGUUCAUUUGGGAUUGGUUUUGCUCUUCACAAUACCCAAGAUUUGUACGUGGACUUCUAACUUUUACGGCACAGAAAAAUCUAGCCAAUUUCAAAUUCAAUCCCCUAUUUCGGAAGAGAUGGACAUUACCUCCUCCAAUCAGUCUAAUAAUGGAAAUAGUAAGACAGUCCUAAAGAAACUGGAUGAUAAUAAAAGUUCUGUCAAUUUAGAUAUUAAACAGGAAUCUCAAUCCGGGAGCGAUAAUACGAAAACAUUUAAAGAAGCUAUCAAUGAAAUGGACAUCAGCUCCUCAAAUCAGUUCAUUAAUGUAAAUUAUAUAACCCAGGAAUCUCAAGGGAUCGAUAAUCCUAGAACAUUUGAAGCUAUUAAUGAGUUCGAGCGUCUUGACUCUACCUUGAUAGAUGAAGAACUGACUAAAUGAUUAAAAAAACUUUAGUAAGAAGUGAAAUGGCUCCUUCCAAAAACUUGUUCUAUAUAUUUUAAUCCGUUGGGAAUACCUAAAUUGGUAUUUUAAACCAUCUUGUAGCCAAACAAAUACUCUGGAAAAUUAUUUUACUUUAUAAUAAAAUUAAUAACUACUUUUUCUUUU
This is a messenger RNA of Drosophila gunungcola (fruit fly), 1158 nucleotides long. Its product is annotated as reticulon-1-A. NCBI's taxonomy places the organism in Eukaryota, Metazoa, Arthropoda, Insecta, Diptera, Drosophilidae. The coding region runs from base 76 to 990 and encodes 304 amino acids. The record is from RefSeq and is a predicted model, not a curated record. The transcript has 3 exons.